Molecule: messenger RNA, 1203 nt
Organism: Hemicordylus capensis (graceful crag lizard)
Lineage: Eukaryota; Metazoa; Chordata; Lepidosauria; Squamata; Cordylidae
Gene: C17H9orf78
Product: chromosome 17 C9orf78 homolog
Exons: 9
Coding region: 110-979 (289 amino acids)
Biological process (GO): mRNA splicing, via spliceosome
Cellular component (GO): spliceosomal complex
Source: RefSeq, a predicted model, not a curated record
AUCAUUGCGCGCGCCGCAGGGCACAGACCCAGAAGCGGCCAUUGUGGCUGUGGGAGGAACUGGAGGCCUUUGUGGACAGCUGCGUGGGGUCGAGGCCGUAGCCUGGAUCAUGCCGGCGGGGAGGUCGUUCCGUCGGAGGAGGGCGGAUUCCGAUGAAGAAGAGGGGGAUGAACUGGUCAAUGAGGAGGUCCGGAUGAAACUUGAGGAAGCCAAAGAAGUGCAGAGUCUGAGGAAGAGGCCAAAUGGAGUGAGUGCCGCAGCUCUGCUCGUCGGAGAGAACGUGCAGGAAGAGACAACCUUAGUGGAUGACCCCUUCAAGAUAAAGACCGGUGGUAUGGUGGACAUGAAGAAGCUGAAAGAGCGAGGCAAGGACAGGAUCAGUGAAGAGGAGGACCUAAACCUUGGGACCUCUUUCUCAGCCGAGACUAACAGGAGAGAUGAAGAUGCUGACAUGAUGAAGUACAUUGAGACUGAGCUGAAGAAGAGGAAGGGGAUUGUAGAGAACGAGGAGCAGAAGGUGAAGCAGAAGAACGCCGAGGACUGCCUGUAUGAGCUCCCCGAGAGCAUCCGGGUCUCUUCAGCCAAAAAGACGGAGGAGAUGCUGUCCAAUCAGAUGCUGAGCGGCAUCCCUGAAGUGGACCUGGGAAUUGAAGCAAAGAUCAAGAACAUAAUCUCCACCGAGGAGGCCAAAGCGCGGCUGCUAGCCGAACAGCAGAAUAAGAAGAAAGACAGCGAGACUUCUUUUGUGCCCACCAACAUGGCUGUCAACUACGUCCAGCAUAACAGAUUUUAUCACGAAGAGCUGAACGCACCGGUGAGGCGAAAUAAAGAGGAGCCCAAGGCACGUCCUCUGAGGGUCGGCGAUACGGAGAAACCCGAACCGGAGAGGUCCCCUCCAAACCGCAAGCGUCCACCAAAUGAAAAAGCAACAGAUGACUACCACUACGAGAAGUUCAAGAAGAUGAACAGGCGGUAUUGAAGCCUGCUUGUUUGGAGGCCGUCGAUGUGUCUUGCUCCUUUUAUUGGCCAGCGCAAGAUCUGUAAAUAGAGCUUAAAAGUGCAAAUGUUCCUCAUUUCUUCUGUUCGUUUUCCCUGAGUGUCCCUUUCGGUGUGACUGUGCAGCAAGUACUGAUAUGUCAAUACAAUAUAUGUGGCUUGCUUUUUCUUCUUCUCCCAAUUAUAAAGCUUUCUAUUUUAAACAAA